Thlaspi arvense is the source of this 234-nucleotide messenger RNA. NCBI's taxonomy places the organism in Eukaryota, Viridiplantae, Streptophyta, Magnoliopsida, Brassicales, Brassicaceae. The record is from the annotation of a GenBank genome assembly.
AUGGCUACAGCUACGUAUCCGCCGGCUCCUCCAUAUUACAGGCUCUACAAGGAUUACUUUGAAAACUCUAAUUCUGCUCUUGAACCUCCUCUUCCAAUUGAAGGAACUUAUGUUUGUUUUGGAGGCAAUUAUACUGUGAGAUUCCUACUUUACAUUUCCCCUUAUCACUCUUCCCAAUUUGUCAUCUUUGUGACUUAUAGUACUUUUCCCAUUUUGUUUUGUUUUGCAAACUGA